Molecule: messenger RNA, 384 nt
Organism: Pocillopora damicornis (cauliflower coral)
Lineage: Eukaryota; Metazoa; Cnidaria; Anthozoa; Scleractinia; Pocilloporidae
Molecular function (GO): calcium ion binding
Source: RefSeq, a predicted model, not a curated record
UUAAAAAACUUCAUUGUAAUACAGUGGAUUUUUGCGGAGAUAAAGGAAUGUGUGUGGUUCACAAAGACCUUCCUAGCACUACCCUCUGUAAAUGCCUGAUUGGAUACGUGUUAAACGACAAGCAAAUGUGUGUCGCGUCAAACAUACCAUGUACAGACGACAAAGAUUGCUCUUCUAAGGCCAAGUGCGAGCAUGGACUAUGCGUUUGUCAAGGAAACCGAGUGGGAAACGGCCGCGAAUGCAGAGACGCCAAGCCAUGCACAGGGAAGCAUAAUUGUCUCGGAAGUAGUAAGUGUCUCGUUGAUCCAGUGAUGCCAGGAGAGAAACUCUGCAAAUGCCCACCGAAUCAAGUUCACCAGAUUGCCUCUAACAAAGAAUGUGUCG